AUGAAGGUCUUCUUACCUAUCAUGGCCCUCGCUGGGCUUGGCUUAGCCGCAGACAUGAAUGUCUGGGACCUCGACGACUCUUGCCAAACACCCGAACGCAAAGGUGCUUUCGACGAGGCGUACAGCGAUGCAGAAGUUCUAGCAGUCAAGGCUCAAGAAGACCUUGAGAAGCUCAAAAGCGCGCGUCCAGACUUUGUGUCAAACAUGCGAACCAAUUGGGACCGCAUCGCAAGGGCUGCGACCAACAUGUUUGGCUUUGUGCCAAAUAAAGAUGGCCAUGAUCCCAACGAGGAGCAUUACUCGAAUGUUAGAUAUGUAUAUGAUCGCAUGGUCAAGACCCUUCACAACGACGAGAUGACUCCAGCCAAUGGCUACGGCGGACUUAAGCCUCUUCUCCUAUGCGACGAAAGCAAGUUUGUCUGGGUCGGAAGAGACGACAAGGAUCCCCAUGAUCCAGCAGGACGCCCCCUCCGCGAGUCUAGACCCAAGGAGAUGGCGGAUAACAAAGCCGGAGCUUGGGUCUACAAAAAGCGAUACCUGGUGAAUAGCGUCAAGCAAGCCAGCACGGGCCUCUGCAGACCAGGCGUGUUCGCCAUCACCCUGACCAGAAACGACUUCAUCAUCUUUUGUCCUCCAUCGUUCAGUGACGAGGUGGCUGGUACAAAGUCUGCUGUUGAUGCUAAAGACAGCGUUCAGAAGGACGAUAUGCUGGAUACAUACUCAGCCACUAGCCUUUCUCGAGUCAUGGUCCACGAGCUUGCCCAUUGGUUUGGCGGUGAUAAGACUGGUGGACCUGAGAACCGCAAUAUUCCUGAUCAACAAGCUGUCGGAAAGGAGGGAGCCCUCGUCUGGCAGAAGCCCGACGGCAAACGCACCACUGAUGCGAGUCUCGCGGACCUCAAGAAAUACCUGACAUACAACUUUAUGUGGGUUUCCAACUUGGCGCGUUCCCACGAGGGCCCCAACGCAGGAAAUUGCGGCCCGAGCAAAGCCACUUUCACGGCUGAGUCUUAUGCACUUUUCGCGCUAAUGUCUUACAUGGAUAACUGGGAUUGGGCUAAUGAUGGGAAGGCAAAGCCAUUUGUUGACGAAAUGAUCCCAUAUGAGAGACUUCCCAACAGUAAGAAGGUUCGGUUGGGGUAG
This is a messenger RNA of Fusarium musae, 1143 nucleotides long. RefSeq lists its product as uncharacterized. Lineage: Eukaryota; Fungi; Ascomycota; Sordariomycetes; Hypocreales; Nectriaceae. The record is from RefSeq and is a predicted model, not a curated record. The transcript has 5 exons. Gene Ontology annotation, molecular function: metallopeptidase activity. Bases 1 to 1143 code for a protein of 380 amino acids.